AUGAUGGUCUUCCGACAGGUAACAUAUUUCACGACACUUUUUUUUUCUUUCCUUUUUUCUUUCUCUCGCUUGAUCCCACUCGCGGGUAUUUAUCCAUUACAAAUCGGACGAAAACAAAAUUUCACAUAG
Molecule: messenger RNA, 129 nt
Organism: Tuber melanosporum (Perigord truffle)
Lineage: Eukaryota; Fungi; Ascomycota; Pezizomycetes; Pezizales; Tuberaceae
Exons: 1
Coding region: 1-129 (42 amino acids)
Source: RefSeq, a predicted model, not a curated record